Molecule: messenger RNA, 2577 nt
Organism: Linum tenue
Lineage: Eukaryota; Viridiplantae; Streptophyta; Magnoliopsida; Malpighiales; Linaceae
Source: the annotation of a GenBank genome assembly
AUCAUCUUUCCACUCACACCCACCUUGCCAAACACUACUAGCAGAGGAAACAAAAGCUUCCCCCUUCAUUUCCCUUGAUGGUUUUAUCCCCGGCUCCCCGCCUGCACCUACUAUCGAUUUCUAUCGAUUAAACAAUUCAUGUGGCGACCAGACGCCGAAUUGUCAAUUCGCAUUUCGUAGGCCAUCCCUAGAACUGUACACAAAAGACUUUCUUCUUCUGCCUUCGCUUCCGUGUGCAUCUCUCUCUCCUUGGGCUAUAUAAGCCGAAAUUCAGUAGCAACUAGAUAAAUCAGCCCAGUCACCAAAAAAAAAAUCUUGAUAACUCGGAGUCCGGUGAAUAUCCUGCUUUCCUAAAUAUAGGGUUGCUCUCAAGUUUGAUCAUUUUCCCAUUUCUGAUUCUGGGUCUGACUUGGUUCGAUUUCGAGAGCUUGCUUUCUGGGAUUGUGUAUGUGUUUAUAGCUUUUUGAUUGGGUAGCUUGUUUCUCUUAUUCGGAAUAGGUCAAAAUCUGUUGCGUGUAGCGAUUCAAUUAUCCGGUUUUGGAUAAUUUCUUUUUGGGGUAUUCAUCUUAUUCGUUAUAGAAGUCGUGUUCUAGGUUCCAACAAUCGUGCUUGCCUGCAAUUGUUUUCAUAUAUCUUGCAGGUUUGCCUCUAUUUCAAUAUCAUUUCGUCAUUUCCCAGUUGAAAUUCACUGCUAAACCCUAAAAAGUUCCAGAAUUUUGAAGCUGAUUUUGGUGAGUUUUCUCUUGUUUCGUCUGAAAGGCUGAGCCUUUGUCAAAAUUCAGAAGUUUCGAAUCCGUAGUAUAAGAGAUAAGAAAGAUGACGAUUGGGAACAAUACAGCUCCCAAGAAAGAAAGGAAAUCUAGUAAAAAGGGGAAGCAAGUUGAUGAGAAUGCUCCCUUGCUUCCUAAAACGCAUGGUGAGGAUGGUGGUUUUGAUGAGUUCAAUGGAGCUUCUUUCCCAGGGGCUGUGUUCAAUUUGUCAACUACCAUUGUUGGUGCCGGGAUCAUGGCUCUGCCCGCCACCAUGAAGGUGUUGGGGCUUGUACUUGGGGUUGCCAUGAUCAUCUUUAUGGCGUUCUUGACAGAGGCGUCAAUUGAAUUGUUGCUUAGGUUUAGCCGGGUAUCCAAGAGUUCAUCUUAUGGUGGACUUAUGGGGGAUGCCUUUGGGAAAGUUGGGAAAAAUUUGUUACAAGUUGCUGUCAUGAUCAACAACAUAGGUGUACUCAUUGUAUACAUGAUAAUCAUCGGUGAUGUGCUGUCUGGAACAACUGCUGAUGGGAUUCAUCACCCGGGUGUUCUUGAAGGGUGGUUUGGAGUACAUUUGUGGAAUGGACGCACUGCUGUUCUACUCAUCACUACAUUGGGCAUAUUUUCUCCCUUGGCCUGUCUGAAACGACUUGACUCUUUAAGCUAUACAUCAGCUCUCUCAGUUGCGCUUGCAGUAUUAUUCAUUGUCAUCACCAUGGGGAUUACAAUUGUUAAGUUGAUAAAUGGAAGCAUAAUGAUGCCCAGAUUGCUCCCUGAUGUCACAAAUAUGGCUUCAUUCUGGAACCUUUUCACAGUUGUUCCUGUUCUUGUCACUGCAUACAUUUGCCACUACAACGUUCACAGCAUAGACAAUGAGCUUGAGGAUUCGACUCAGAUAAAGCCAGUGGUGCGAACAUCACUCGCCCUAUGUUCAUCCGUAUACGUUAUGACGAGCAUUUUCGGCUUCCUUCUAUUCGGUGAUUCGACGAUGGACGAUGUGCUGGCCAACUUCAACACUGACCUCGGCAUUCCUUAUAGCUCAUUUUUGAAUGAUGCUGUUCGUGUCAGUUAUGCCGCUCAUUUGAUGCUUGUGUUUCCAAUUGUCUUCCAUCCGCUAAGGCUCAACUUGGAUGGCCUCCUGUUCCCCUCUUCGAGGCCUUUGAACCAGGAUAAUGUCCGCUUUGCAUCUCUCACCAUUGCUCUCAUCUCGGUCAUCUUCUUGGGUGCAAAUUUCAUCCCGAGCAUCUGGGAUGCUUUCCAGUUCACUGGAGCUACAGCUGCUGUUUGCCUUGGGUUCAUUUUUCCAGCUUCCAUUACUCUCAGGGACCGGCAUUAUAUAGCAACGUCAAAGGACAAGAUGCUGUGUGUGUUCAUGAUUGUGCUGGCAGUGCUGUCGAAUGGAGUGGCAAUAUACAGUGAUGCAUAUGCGCUGAUUAAGAAGAACUCGUCUCCUACUGCUUGAGAUUAAAAAAAAAAAAACUUGGAAUCCUGUGUGUUGUUAAAUUAAGAAUGUUCAAGAACCCUGAUUUUGGUUUAGGGAGUUGUAUUCUUGUACAAAAAGGCGCGCAAUGCAGAGUGGUGAUCGUUCGAUCACCUUAGGAGCCGGGGGGGCUGAACUUUCGUCAUAAACAUUUCCCUGGUGCUGUGUAAUAUCUUCUUCCUGGCUUUGCAUGCUGCUUUGGUUUAUACUUCCUGUACUGUGAUCCCAGAUUGUACCCUGAAGGAAGCUGUAAUAUAUACUUUGUGCUGUGUUCUCAUCUCUUUGCUGCUCGCUAUUCUUUUGACGUCAAGUAUAGCCUGCUGGCUUACAAUAUUAGUCAGUCUUUCAAGA